Messenger RNA from Rhipicephalus microplus (southern cattle tick), 1006 nucleotides. Its product is annotated as transmembrane protein 223. Gene Ontology annotation, biological process: nervous system development. Gene Ontology annotation, cellular component: mitochondrion. Lineage: Eukaryota; Metazoa; Arthropoda; Arachnida; Ixodida; Ixodidae. The record is from RefSeq and is a predicted model, not a curated record.
CCAAUCCAGUAGCAACGCAAAAAUGGCAGCGCCCUUUAAAUGUGUGUGACCGAGUGCGGUUGAAGACGCGCGAUGAAUUCGUGAGCGUUGAAUUGCGUUUUCGCCUAGUUUCUGUCACGUUUGACUGAUUAGCGGACACGGAUACGCGAUGAGCGGGCGGCUCGUAACUUUGUGUCAGGGUAUGGGACGUUUGGCGACAAACUUUCUGCGCGUGCAGCCGGCCGGCGGCGGCAGGUACGCGUUGCGGCCCACGCUCCGUGCAAACAGUUCAUCCGUGCAACCGUCGGCGAAGCUGCCUUUUGAAGUGGACACUAACGUCGCCAAGCACACGGAGAUCUACCGCUACGACAACUUCAGAGUGUUCGCGGCACUGCGGAUGUUCACGGUUUCGCAGGCUUUCCUGUGGGCCUACAUGGCCCAGGUCUGUUACACGAUCACCGAUCCUAAGGAGGCCCCUCCGCCGGGCGCAGAUACUAGCGGGAGGUUUGGCGGAUUGUUCCAGUUCCUCCGCGAGCGUUUGACUACGCAGCCGUACCGCUAUGGCCUGGUCGUCUUCUGCACUGCUGUGGGCACGGUGGUUGCUGUGGGAAGCAGCAUGUUCGUUCUGCGCAAUGUGCGUUCCCUGGUGUUGAUCAAGGGUGGCCAGCGAGUCGCUGUGCAGACGUACGCGCCAUUUAAGGAGCUGCGAACCUUUCAAGUCCCGCUGGAGCACGUUAGCUGUGGCCAGUCGCGACUACAGAAGUCCAGCUACAUCACGCUCAAGAUAAAAGGUCACCGGAUGCACUACGUGCUUGACCAGCGGGGCCUCUCGCAUCCUGAGCUGUUCGACAACACGGUUGGUAUGGCCAGGAAGUUGAAGUGAAAUGACAGCAACUUAAGAGACUGCUGAAAAUCAUUCGUUAAUAGUUCGAAACGUUUCUAACCAUGCACAGAAUGUACACUGUAUGUUGUUGUGCCUGAUAUUUGCGAUAUAGAUUAAAUAAAGAGGACACCAAAGCGAAACAAA